AAUAUGUAUGUCGCGUAUCACGUAUCAGCUGUCAUUAUGUACAAGUUGGCCAUUCUUGUUUGUUCGCUCGGGCUGGCGGCAGCCACGCCGUCGGUAGUGAGGAGUCGAGAGGAGAUUCAGGCGUUUAGAUCCUUCUUGGAAAGCACCAAGAUUACUACUGACGAUGGAGAGCUAUUCCUUGCUCGCUCCAAGGCGAACCCGCUGGCCAACCCUGAGGAAAACAGCGGCAAAUACGAGGGUGAUAUCAUCUUGGAUGACUUCAUCAUGGAGAACAUGAUCCAGGAGUACGCGUUGGGUCGCAACGCGUACACUUGGCCCAACACUAAGUGGCCUGAAAACACUGUUGUUUGGGAAUUUGGAGCGGGCGAGUUCGGACCCCAGCAGCAAGCCGCCAUCUUGGAAGGUAUCAGGGACAUCGAGGAGAAAACUUGCGUCCGAUUCCGCUACAGGCAACCCGGUGAUACAGUGUAUGUGAGAGUUACUGGUGGUUCUGGUGGAUGCUACGCCCACGUCGGCUACUGGGAGUCGCGCGGUGUCCACACCAUGAACCUCGCCCGCAACACCCCAGGCGUCGGCUGCUUCCGUCACGCCACCAUUGUCCACGAGUGGAUGCACAUUAUUGGCUUUCUGCAUAUGCAGUCCACCUACAACCGUGAUGACUACGUGAGGAUCGUUCAGGAGAAUAUCUCACCUGGCACUGAAAACAACUUUGCUAUCUACACCUCUGAUCUGGUAUCCAACCUGAACGUUGAAUACGACUACGUGAGCUGCCUUCACUACGGACCGUACGCUUUCAGCAACAACGGCCAGCCCACUAUUGUCGCCCUGCAGGAGCAUGAAGGCCAAAUGGGACAACGCGUGUACAUCACAGAAAGGGACUGGCUGCGAAUCAACAGGCACUACAAUUGCGCAGGCGCAUGGGAUUAAACAUAAAUUAAUAAUUUAUUACAAGCAUGUAGAAAUUUAUUAUUUAUUUUUUAAGCAUCAAAUAAAAUUUGACUGAUAUAUAAUUAUUUUUUUGUAAAA
Molecule: messenger RNA, 1026 nt
Organism: Galleria mellonella (greater wax moth)
Lineage: Eukaryota; Metazoa; Arthropoda; Insecta; Lepidoptera; Pyralidae
Gene: Hel
Product: seminal metalloprotease 1-like
Exons: 6
Coding region: 4-927 (307 amino acids)
Biological process (GO): proteolysis
Molecular function (GO): metalloendopeptidase activity; zinc ion binding
Source: RefSeq, a predicted model, not a curated record